GGCGCAUGCGCAGAACGGAUCGUGCUUCCGGGACGGAUCAGGUAGGGAGAGAAGAUAACGAACUGGUUGCCAACCGCCAUAAAACCAUAAAAUAAUAAUAAUAAUAACAAUAAGAAGAAGAAGAAGAAGCAGCAGCAGCUGGUUCCUGCGGCCGCCUGAAGCAGCCAUGAUGUCCGUCAGCCUCAUCCUGCUGUGCGGGCAGCUCCUGCUGCUCCUCUCCGUCAUCUUCCUCCAGUGUCUGGAAGGGAUCCACUCCCACAACUCCAGCUCCCCCUCCGCUGCUCCUGCCUCCUCUCCUCCCGCAACGAGCGCCUCCUCUCCUCCCGCACCGGGCGCCUCCUCUCCUCCCGCUCCGGGCGCCUCCUCUCCUCCCCUCAGCCAGCAGCCAGGGCCUCAGAAGGAGGAAGCUCCGGCGGAGAACAGCAACAACAGCACCGAGAUGUUUGAGUACAAGCCUCCAUCCCCGGUGGUUCUCUGCUGCUACCUACCCGAGGAGUUCAUCUACUGCCAGGAGCCGGUGGACCACGCUGGAAACGACAGCGCCCGUCGGGAGAUGGAUUACGGCUGCGUCGGGUGGGGCGGCCAGACGAAGAAGGAGGUGAUCUUCACCAAGGUUCUCUGCACGGNAAACAUUAUACUGGAAACCGUGGAGACAUCAGGGGAAUAACUGUCACAACGAGGAAGACUCAGGNAUAGAUACACGGGCCACUACUUCAUCACCACGCUGCUGUACUCCUUCUUCCUGGGAUGCUUCGGCGUCGACCGCUUCUGCCUGGGCCACACGGGCACGGCGGUGGGCAAGCUGCUCACCCUGGGGGGCCUGGGGAUCUGGUGGUUUGUGGACCUGAUCCUGCUCAUCACCGGCGGCCUCAUGCCCAGCGACUACAGCAACUGGUGCACCUACUACUGAGGGGGCGGAGCUUCUGCAGCUGCUGCUGCUGCACCGGCAGACACGGCGUGGGCCCGCCGGCUGAUGGUGCUGUGGGCCGUUCUGGAGAGGAACUCUGCGGGCGAACAGGAUCCAGACAUUUAAUAGAGACGUUGUUUGAAAUGUUUGCCUGCAGACGAGCAGAGCUGGUUUCUACGUUCAGGAACUCUGGAAGAAACAGAAACGCUUUGGAUCAUUUUCUCUCAUUUUCUCUGAUUCCAAUAAAACAAAGAUAAACAGACAUGAAUGACGCUUUAAAGCCUGGAAACUGAACUAGUUUAGAAGAAUAUCUGCUGACUCACGCUGACUGAUGCGUCUGAUGGCGGCUCCGUCGCUUUUCCUUCAGUUUUCUGUCUCAGACGCGCAGCGUUUCCUCUGGAGGAGAAUGAAGGAGAUUGUUUUGGGAGAAAAUGUUGGACUAAUGAGAAUCAGCAGCUGAAAUGACUGAAAAACGCAGAAAAUGUUCAAACCUGAAUAUAUUUACACAGAAAUCUCAAAUGUUUAAUGUGAUUGAAACUUUUAUUCUUCCAAACAGAGAAGCAACAGUUAUCCUGAAAUAAAACUCAACUGAUUCCUGCUUUUUAUACAUUUUAACAUUUAAUGUUUCAUUUUUAAAUGUUUUUAGCUUUCUGCUGUUUUUCUCCUCUGAGCUUCAAAUAUUACCAAGAAAAGUCAGAUUUGCUUUUUAUUUCAAGUCUAGAAUAUUUCUGGGAGGAAUUUAAUAUUUAUCCAUCAGGAUGUUAUUAAUGAUCAUCUUUAUGGGAUUUAUGGAGGCGGACUUCUUUGUUCUACGGCAGCCCAGAGGAGACAAACUAGUGACUGUAGAGAUCAGCAUUAGAAUGUGACUGCAGCACGUUACGCCUCUAGAAAAUC
Messenger RNA from Cyprinodon variegatus (sheepshead minnow), 1801 nucleotides. RefSeq names its product TM2 domain containing 2 (gene tm2d2). The record is from RefSeq and is a predicted model, not a curated record. Lineage: Eukaryota; Metazoa; Chordata; Actinopteri; Cyprinodontiformes; Cyprinodontidae. The transcript has 4 exons.